This is a messenger RNA of Seminavis robusta, 11459 nucleotides long. The record is from the annotation of a GenBank genome assembly. Lineage: Eukaryota; Bacillariophyta; Bacillariophyceae; Naviculales; Naviculaceae.
CUAAAACGGUCUUCCAGCAAAUUCAUCACAGGUCGAAAAGAUCCAACGAAACGCAGCUCCAAACGCUCACAUUUUAGUCCGUUUUGCACAAAAAUUCUCCUUCCAAAAAUCCCGUGCUCACUGGCAGGUCCAACCGAGUGAGUAUAACAAUGGAGAAGCAUACUACAUUUGAGCUUAUCAGCAACCUAUCGUCGCAGCCUAUUCAACUCUCUUCUUCUGAUUGAAUAGAUCACCACCAAAGGAUAAUAAUACCUCUCAGCAGAAACAGCUUUCGUUGCACAAGAGUUGUUCAAUACCAUAAAGACUUGUCAGAGUUGGAGCCUUCAGAGACGAUGAGGAUCCUAGGACGAAUGAUAUACGCUAUAGCUGCCCUCGCCGCAGCAGCCACUGCCUCGGCAGCUGAGAUCGAUUGGGGCCCGGAAAGCAGCCAUGCCGUGCCUAACUUGACGUCCCUCCAGGGCUAUCCAGGCGUGUUGUCGAGAGAAGCCGUCGAAACGGCAGUGGAAGCGGAUAUUCGAAACAAAGUCAAAACAUGGGCCCAGGAUGGUACGAUUACGACGGAUCGAGCUCAUCCGAAAAACGUCCCCAAAAGUCGAGACCUGAGUAGCAGUAGCCAAGAUGAUCUCGAAUUUGGUGGUUUGAACGAAAUUCUCGCAACAUUUGUAAUCAACGUUCCCGAACUGAACCUCAUGACAGAUGUAAUCGGUGUGACGGCCACUGUCAACGUCAUUGGUACCUGCGGAGGGAUUCAAAUCGACAGCGUCUUCUUGGAUUACAAGAAAGGCGGUUCGAGCACGCUGACGUACAAAGUGGCAGUGAACAAAUUGGACGUCAAGUGUCAGUUCGAAGUGGACUGGGAUCUAGGAGUGCUCGAUGUUAGUGAUAAGCUGAAGAUUCGGAUCGUUAUAAAAGACAGUGACUUCCAAAUUGCUGUCACGCUGAAAGGAUCGCCACCGGACACAGCCACUUUUUCGGGUUGCGAGGCUUUGAUCAACCUCGCAAGUAUUGAUUCUUCUGGUGGAUUUUCGUCGAAAAUCUUGAACGAGCUAUCGGACCUUAUCAUUGAAAUUGUCCGAAAUGAAGUUGAAGUGAUAUCUGAUAUUGUCUGUGACUUUGUGGCAGACUUCGCGAGCACUGUCGAUGAGCUACUGGUGUCACUAGGAGACACCCUUGCGCCGUAUCUAAGAAAGGUGGGGAACAUCGACCCAUUGCAACUCGAGAAAGACCUGAACGUGGAUGAAGAACUAGUUGAUCUAACGGACAGCACGCUCGGAGACGUGCUCCAGGUCUUCAUCGACAACCUUCAAGGAGUCAUUGGCGCAUUCCAGAUCAACACCUUCAUCGAAUUGAAUGUUCUAAACAAGAAGGGAGCUCUCGAGAUCGUCAACAGCGGACGUAGACGUCACCUGCAAUCUAUUGGAGAUUGCCUCCAAUUUCGCAGGAGGGAACUCAAUCCAUUGAAAGAACUUGCUCAUGAUGUGCGCAAACUCUUUGAAACAGAAGUCUCUAACAUCUUGGAGCCCGUCAGCAACCUCUUGGACUUUGAACCAGUUACCAACAUUUUGGAACCAAUCCUCCCUGCAGGAUUUUGGCGCAGACUACAGACUGACGUCCCCAUUAUUGACACCGAAAACCUGUUUGUUUUGAAUAACUUCACGCUAGACAGAGCCGAAAUUGUGGGCCUUAACACGUUCAAGGACACAAUGUUCUUGGAGAUCAUUGGGAAGCAGACCCUCCGAACCGACCUUGAGCUCGAAGGGCUUGGUUUCCGAGUCAUGUUUACGGUCGAUUUUGAUAUCAAUGGAUUGAAUCGUCGCGAGAAAAUCACGGCGACAAUCCCCAUCAAUGGCAUCACAGUCACAGCAUCAUACCUGAUUGGCCUGAGCGAAGAGAGAGUCAACUCGUUGACACUUGCAGAUCUCGUCAACACCACCAACCUCUUACCUUGUUUACAGUCCACACUUGUUGCUGCCGGUGUGUCAGAACUAGACGUCAAAGUACAGGAAGUUGGCACCGCGGUGGUUGAGGGUGUAAUCGAUACGGGAGUUGAUGAACUGAUCAAUACAGCCGUUGAAGCUGCAAUUUGUACGUACCAAGACCUCAUCCUCACGGCAGUGCCAAACAUCUUCCAAAACAACGUCACAGUAAUUGUGAAUGACUUCUUGGAGUGCUAUAUCCGAACUAUUGCCUCGCAAGCGGUUUGUGUUCCAUCAGAAAGCGGUUCUGUUAUCAUCUCGUCUGGUUUCUUCGACGAUACUGGCAGCACCAGCACCAGCAGUGGCAGCAGUGGUGAAUCGUUGACAUUCAACCUUGGUGAAGAAAAGAUCACCACCUACGACACCGGCGCCUCGGCAUCUGCACCUGCACCGGCACCGGGAGAGCCCGUGACGGUAACCGUUGUAACGAGCAGCGAAACUGGUUCAACUUCAGCAAGCACGACCGGAGUGGUUGAAAAAAUUACUUCAUUUCUUGGAUUUGGCGACGAUGACGAACUUUCCGCCGGUUUCAUUGACUUCCGUGACUUGCUUCUUCCACCCGAGGAAGCUAAGAGUCUUGGUGGUUCGGGUACACAACCUUACGGCGACCUCAUAGCUAUGGCGUUUAGUAUGAUGCGAGACAAGAUGGCGUCCACAGACAAUGCUACGGGUAUGGCAACGAUCAACACCGAAGUCAUCCAACCGCUUACGGAAGCGCAGUCAGGUAUAGCAGGAAUGUUCAAAUACAGUCAGCAACUAUUCAAUUUUUCGUUGGAGACUUCAAUGCUCGACUCCCUCGGGUCCUUCAUGCGGCAUCUCGAUAUUAGAGCCUUCAACGCCAGUGUUGGAAAUGUCGAUACCGUUGUCAACCCUUUCAGCUUUCUUCAGCCCACGAACCAAGCGCACGUGUUGGAGAACAUACUGCACUUUGGCCCAGUACCUGGCAAACUGUUGACCACAACGUUGGAUUUGAACGUUGACGUUGGCGGGGUCAAUACCCCCAUAACACUGCGAAAUGAAAUAGGCAUCAAUGCGACGACUCUGGAGCUUGAUGUCUUGGCAAAUCUCGAGAUAUUGGUACCCGUCCUCAGGUUUCUCAAGUUCCCUAUCACAGACAUUCUUAAUGUCAACUGUUGGAUGGCGCUGUUCCAAACUCCAACUAUGAAGGCAAAAGGAAUUGACGGUGUGGCGAUACAAGAUUUCUUGGCGGAAAUUGCCUCGAUGACUUUAAACUUGGAGUGCUCGAGCUGCACAAGUAUUUUCCUGCCACAAGUGCUAGAGACCUUUGAGGAAGUUGGCGUAACAAAGACGCUCGGAAACAGGUUGAGUCUGCUCUUGGAAGAUGUUAUGACAAGUGAUGUUGCAUCGUCGUUUAUCACCGAACUCCUAAAACUUGGAGAAUCGGCUGCAACACUUUGUCCGCACUCUCCGACAUACAACACCUCCGUGGAGACAAAACAGGAAGAGCUGUCACUGCCGAUGCCACCGCUUUCCAAUCGCUCAAUCGACUCAUUGGUCUUUGCAACUGUUGUUGGUGCUGAAAUCAUCGCUGUGUUGUUUGCCGAGAGCCACUUGGCUGAUACGAACGGUACCAUACCCGACUCCCUUGUGUCUGAAGUAGAAUUUCAAGACACUGUGGAAGUCGAUGGAAGUCUACUCGACUGGACGAGGCUUAAUGAAACCUUUAUUCCAUUUGCUGGGGACUUGCUUGAAAUGGCGCGAGCCUAUUUGGGUCCCCAAGACUCUGGAUCUCUUGGAGUGAACCAGAUCCUAGGUGAAUACCUGAAUGCCGACGGCAGCUGGCGUCUUUCACUCGAAAACUCAUCAUUCGAGCUAGAAGGUUUGAAGAUAUCGGUGGAUUCGGUGGAAGUGACUGGGCUCGACUCGUUUGUCGAGUUCUAUAUCCUUGAUCCUGUCGAACCCCAAACGCUUCAGAAUACGAUUGUGCUAGACAGCAUGUCACUCAAGAUCGAUGUGAGCCUAGAUGCAACGUCCACAAAAGACCCGCCGCGCCCCUACUCUUUCUCCCUCGAUGUGGCGGAUGUCAACCUUACUGCUUCCUUGUUUGUUGCGGUUGACAUGGAGAAGUUGGCUGCCAUCGAGAUUGGCUCCAUUCUUUUUGUCGACAAUAUCCUACCAUGUGCAAUGUCUGCAGUCAAUGACAUGCAUGUAUCGGGAAUGUUCGUAUCGGUUGGCAAUAUUUCAAAUCCCACCGUCGGUGGGCUCCUCCCCGAUGCAGCCCAGGCAGUGUCUCGUUCGAUGGAGGAAUUGUUCGAGAAUUUUGGUUCUGAGAUGGUGGAAGCACUCAACAUGGCUUUCGAUACUUCAUUGAGAGGCGUGAUCAACAACUUUCUAACUAGUUCCUUGAACAGUUCAAGUUGCGCGAGCCGUCCGGACAAUGGAGUUGUAGCUACAGAUGGGGCCUCAAAAGCCAUCAUUGACUUGAGAGACCUGUUGCUAACACCCGAGAAUGCAUUACGAUUGGGUGGUUCAGGAAUGCAGCCAUACGGUGAUCUCUUCCCGACAGUAUUCUCAAUGCUGCAUGAAAGCAUCCUGCAUGGCGAUGAAAGUGAUGGGCUACUAGAUGUGAAUUCCAUGGUUGUUGAUUCUUUCACCGAGGGACAAUCAGGGACGAAAGGUUCGCUACGAUUUCAACGCGACUUCUUCUCCCAAGCAUUGAAGCUGCUCCCCAUGGGACCGUUGACGUCAUUGGAACAGUGGCUUGAAGCGAGCAUUUUUGACGCCCGUAUAGACAACAUCAACACACUUGUCGGGCCCCUGUCACUUCUGCAACCGUCUCAUCAAGCGCACGUCCUCGAGAAUAUGAUCAACUUCGGGCCUGUUUCAGGGCGCCCCGUGAACACGACGCUUGGCGUUUCCAUUGCAAUGGGGGGCAGCCUCCCGCUGUUAAACAUGCACAAUGAAUUCAAUAUCACUGCCUCAGUAAGUGAAAUUGAUGUCUUUGCGGAUAUUGGAUUGCAACUGGAUGAGGGAAAACUAUUCAAGUUCCCUCUUGGAGAUAUUCUCGAGCUUCAUUGCUGGCUUGCAAUGGUGGCGACACCAAGUACAAGCGCUGCUACGAGUAAUCUUUUUGGCCUUGAACUGAAGACACUCUUGAUGCGCCUGGUUUCUCUGUCCAUGGCUUUGGAGUGUUCGAACUGCACCAACCCCGUCCUUCCCGAACUAAUUCAAGUUUUGGACGAUUCUGGAGUCUCGGAGGUUCUAGGGAACAGGAUUGGUCCCCUUGUUCAAGAAAUAGCAACUGGACCUUGGUUUCGGUCGAUCAUGAAGACAUUCAUUCAAUUCGGUGACGACGCAGCAAGGAUGUGUCCUCACAGCCCACUUUUCAGUCAAAGUCCACUAAGCACCGAAGUGGAAUCCGCUCCGCCUCCAUUUCCUCCUCUUUCCGAGUUGUCCCUGGAUUCCCUUCUCUUUACCUCCGCGCUGGCUGCGGAGAUAGUCACAGUGUUGAUUGCUGACAACCACGUACAGGGUGCCGUUGAUUUGAAGACCCAAGGAACAGUUGAGUCGAAAACCAAAGAUAUCGAUGAACUCGAAGAAUUGUCGGAGUCAAGCGUUCUACUUGACUGGACAGACUUGAAUGAUACUCACGUUCCAUUCAUUGGACAGAUCCUUGAUUUCGUCAAGGACUACGUCAAUGGUCCGACGGGUUCCACUGCCGAGGCUUUGGCCAUCAACACCAUGAUCGCAGACAACCUAGGAAGCGAUGGCCACUUUGGUAUUCCUUUGGGUGACUUUGCAUUCGAGGUAUCAGGGCUGGCGUUGACUUUCCAUCACAUUGAACUACAAGGGUUGACAUCGUUUUCAAGCUUCCAGGUGCUCCAUGGGAUUGCCCCACGAGUUUUCUCCAAUAAUUUUACCCUGGGCGAGUUGCACGUUGGGUUGAACAUGAGCGUGGACGUCCUUGAGACACCUGAUCCACCCAAACAUGUCAAUGUCUCUUUGAAGCUGCAAGACAUUGACGUGUCCGUUCCCGUGUAUUUUGCUGUCGAUGGAGAACGUCUUGCCUCUAUCAACAUCGGUUCCUUGCUCCAUACUACCAAUAUUCUGCCUUGUCUGUUGUCUACAGUUGCUGGCGUCAGGGUUCAAGAGUUACUUGUGUCAGUUAAAAACAUUGUGGGAGUUUCCGUCCACGGUUUCCUUCCAGAGACGGGCAGUGCGCUUAGCGAAUCGAUCAGCACAGUUCUUGAUCAAUUCGGAGAAACUAUCACCAGCUCCAUACCGAAGAUUUUUGAUGGCACCAUGAAAAAGGUAGUCAACGAAUACCUCAAGGGCGUGGAGAAGACAGAAUGCCAACACUUCUCAGUCGACUCCUCUUCCCCAUACAUUGACUUUCGAGAGCUUUUCUUAACACCCGACGAUCGCAGCUCCAAUGCUUAUGGAGACUUGAUUCCUCUUGUCAAGAACAUGCUAGAUUCCGUCCUUCAAACAGUUGACCCAGUGACUGAGCUCCCCAAAGUGAAUGACAUGAUUAUUGCACCUUUGACAGCAAUGCAGUCAGGCAUCCCGGGAACCGUUGCAGUGCAAGGGGAUAUGUUUGCCCAUUCAUUUCAGGGAUUCGAGGAGGCGGGCAUUGACCAUGUCAUCUUCGAGCUCUUGGACGCUCGAAUUGAAAACAUUGACACGAUGGGACAGCCGCUAGAACUUCUCGAGCCAAACGCCACUAAUGGGUUCUUGCUUGACAACCGCGCAACUCUUGGGACCGAACUUCGCCCGCUCAGAUUGGCAGUCAAAUCAAGGCUCCGCUUUGCAAGUGCAUUCAUGAAUACUGAUGAUGAGAUCGAAUUGUUCGCAGCCUUCAACGAGGUACCAUUGUUUGCUGUAAUUCUGGCCAGGAUCGGUGCAGAGGAACUGAUGACUUAUCCACUCCAAUAUAUUGGACACAUUCACUGCUGGCUGUCGACGUUGGUUGCACCGACAUUGGCGGCGAUUGCACGAGGGCAAACUGAAAUCGACCCAGCACUUGCCAUUGAGUACUUUGGUAUCGUCUUCUCAAAUUUCCACCUUGGUGCUUCCUGCGCGGACUGUAGCACUCCUGGGCUUCUGGUUCUCCCAGAACUUUUGGACAUCCUUCAAGAAUCCGGUGCCAAGGAUGAUUUGGGACGAAGAGUGCUGGAAGAUUCCAUCCGUCUUCUUCAAUCUGACUUUGUCCAAGUGUGGCUUUUGAGGUUCUUGCAAGGUUCCAUGAGGCGGUGCCCACGCACUGCGAGUCUAGAAGAGAACAACAUAGUGCUUGUUAGCCCCGAAGUACCCCCCAUUACUCCACACAUGCUUGAAACUGGAACAUUCGCUGUGUUCGCGUUCUUCCAAGUUGGGGCAGUGGUGUUGGCGGAGACCAUGUCAGUGCUGGGAACUGAGAAUGUCGAGCCCAUUUUCAAGGAUCCAGAACCAAAUUUUCCUCCCGAGACAAGGCUGGUCGAUUUUACUGCUCUGGACACUUAUCCCGUUGGAGGGCUUGUAAAGUACUUCCUUGAAGGGUUGAAUUCUUACCUGGGGGAACCGUCCAUCGACCCGGUGACGGGAGAAUCUAGCCUCGGAAUCAACGAAUUACUUGGUGCAAACCCGUUGUUUGAACUGGAUACUUAUGGCAUGGAGUUCGAAGACUUCGGUUUGGAAGCCAACGGCGUCAAGAUCUCCGUGAAAACUUUCCAAAUGUCUGGUAUUGACACAUUCACAAAGUUCCGCAUCUUGGAUAUCGACGGGCCGACCUCGCUCCAAAAUGAGCUUGGAUGGGAAAGGUUGCACUUUGAGGUGACGCUCGAGGCCAAAGUCCUGCAGACUGGAGAAUUAUCAAACUACACCGCGACCUUUGAGAUUUCAGACAUUCAGACCUCCAUGGAGCUUAUGCUUGCACUCGAUUACGAACUGCUGAAGAAUUUGCAGCUUGGGUCACUGCUUCGCAUGGCGUAUAUUUUACCCUGCAUCCAAGCAGCUGUAAGGCACGUGGAACUGUCGAAGGUGAAGGUAGAUAUUGGACAGAUCUCGAAGCUGCAGCUAAAAGGAUUCAGAUCUCAAAAGACUGCCAAGGCUGCGGAGGGUCUUGAGAGCAUGCUACUGGAUAGGUUUGGCGAGGUUUUGGCUGACGCGACGCCAACUCUAUUCAGCGUUGCUGUUAGGCCUUUGUUGAACUCCCUGAUUACAUCAUAUCUUCAAAAUUCAGACUUCCGCUGUGAUGAAUUCUCCUUUGGCGACAACAGCCCAGGCUUCGUCGACUUCCGUGACUUCUUGCUUUCCCCUUGGCUGUCAAAUAAAUAUGGGGGUAGUGGCGAUGAGCAGUAUGGAGAUCUCAUUCGCACGGCUUAUGGAAUAUCCAAGCUAUCGUUGCUGGAUCCUCAUCCAGAAAAUGGUCUUGAAAUGCUGACUCCCGUCAUUGGAAACCUAACAUUCCCGGGAGUACUGCUGAACCAAGGUAUUCGCUUCGAUGUGAGGCAGCUCCACGCCGACAUUACUCUGAGAGUCUCGGAUUUGAGCGUCCUCAAUCUUGACAGCAUUGGCCCCCCACUGUCCAUCUUGGCGCCAAUCAAAGAGGAAGCGCAUCAGCUCAACAACACUGGAACGUUUGGGGUGGGUCCACGACCAGUCGUCCUUGGUGCUCGCAUCUACAUGCACAUCAAAGGGUUCGAUGGCGUGGACAUUGUCAAUGACUUUGACCUGAGCCUUGACAUUCAUUCGGCAACGGUCGUGCUGGCGAUCCUUUUGAAAAUAUCCGAGGAUGCCUUUGUGAAUUUCCCAAUCCGAGAUAUUCUCAACAUCAAUUGUUGGAUUGCUCUUAUUCCUCCUCCUCUGCUGGAUAUCUAUGGAUUCGUUGAACCAGGAACAGACUUGACUGCAGCAAUAACCAAUAUGGACUUCUCAGCCAGCAAGCUAAAGCUGGCCCUCGAUUGUCACAACUGCACAAGCCCGGCCCUUUUGGAACUUUCAAGGCUACUUUCGGCAGAAGGAGCGUCUGAAGAUGUGACAGAUCUUGCGAACCGUGUCAUCGCAACCAUUACCGAUAAGCUUGGAGGGGCGUUCCUCCAAGAUCAAAUCAACCGUCUACUUGUCAAUGCUCCCAGGCAUUGUAGUCAUAGCAACGACUAUGAUCCCGAAGCCAGACCUCUUGUAUACGAAAUGUUCCAAUCGGCGAAGCCUCCUGCUGGCUCCUACAUCCCCAUCAUGACACUGAUCUUUGCCCCACUGGGAUUUGCCCUCGCUGCUGUCCUGCUCGUGAGGCGACUCGUCGGUCGGCGACAGCGAAAGUGGCUUGCCUCUUUGCCCAGUGAGCAGAUAUUCUUGAUUCAGCAAAGGCAAGAGAAGGAAGACCAAGAUGAGGCUGCAGUCAAUGCACUUUCGACUUCCAUGUACCGCAGUACUGAGAUUCCUUUCUUCCUCCGACAGCUUAUCCCUGUCAUCAUCGUGGUGAACAUUGGCUUCUUUUUGAGCGGACAUCUCAACGAUGGUGGAAGAGUUCUCGUCAGUUUUGUCAUUGCUGGCGAGACCUUCACGCUUGACGACUUCUUCAUCUUUUCUAUUGGGCAAUCAACAAUCGAUAUGUGGCACGCAGGUGGCAAAGAGCUUGCACUGCUGAUCCUCCUGUUUUCUGGAGUGUGGCCCUACACAAAACAGCUCAUCACCCUGGCACUGUGGUUCCUCCCGCCAGGCGUUGUUUCGUCCAAUCGACGAGGUCAAUUCCUUCUUUGGCUCGAUAUUUUGGCUAAAUGGUCCAUGUUGGAUAUUAUUGUGAUGAUAAUCACAGUUGCGGGCUUCAGAGUGUCAAUCAAAAACCCCGAUCUUGCGUUCGUUCCACCCGACUUGUACGCAAUCGAACUCUUCGUGGUUCCCAUGUGGGGCUUGUACGCCAACAUGAUAGCUCAAGUGAUCUCUCAGGUGAGCUCUCAUUUCAUUGUGCACUACCAUCGCCGCAUGACUUUGAAAGCCAAGGAAACGUACGAGAAAGCGUUGGAAGCACCUUUGUCAGAACAAAGCCCAGUAACUGAGACUAAGAGCGUGAAAGAUCUCGUCAUCUCAUCGAAUGAUGACGACGACAUGAAAUCGAACCUUUGCCGCCAUUCCUUUUCAAGAAAUCACCGUAUUGGGGCAGCACUAUUGAUCGUCCGACGCUACGUCAACCCCAUAUUGCUCUUUGCUUCUCUUCUGACUUGCGUGCUAAUGGUCGUGAGCUGUGACAUCCCUUCAAUGAAGCUGGAGACGUUGGGCGUCGUUGGACUAAUGAUCGAGCUUGGCCAAGAUCUCCAAGAGGCGGUGCGAUAUGAGGGCGUUUUCUCUAUUGCCCAACUCCUCAUGGAGCAAGCAAAGUUCUUGGGAGGAAUCACAAACUAUAUUGGACUUGCAUUCUUGGCGUUCCUUUUCAUAUCGACUGUCCUGGUCGUUCCGAUUCUUCAGAUAGCAACACUUCUGUUCCAUUGGUUUGCUCCCCUUACCUCUGUGCAAAGAAAGAAAGUUGCAGUUUUCCUUGAGAUUCUGCAAGCAUGGCAGUAUUCCGAGGUAUACAUCUUAGCAGUGAUCAUCGAGAGUUGGCAACUAGGCUCCGUGUCACAACUGAUGCUGAAUCAAUUCUGCACGAGCCUCGACUUCACUCUCAACUUGCUAGUGUACUACGGCGUUCUUUCCCAGAACGACGCCCAAUGCUUUGCUCUUGAGGCAUCCAUCGCUGGAGGUUCUUACCUCCUUGUUCCUUUGACAGCCGGGCUUGCCCUUCUCAACACCUUUGUCGUCAAAGCACAUGUUCAGAACUUACGAGAGAAGGAAGAGGCGAACUAUUCGAUACCGGAGGAUGAAAAGCUCCGCGCAUUCGACAGGACUACAUGGGACUGCCGUUCAGAGGCGUUGCGCACCAUUCGGAGUCCAGACAUCGAGUUCACAGAUACUUUCCGUUGGAUGCUUCGGCACAAGGAAGGAAGCAUGGUCGAUAUCCGCAAAAAAGGCGCGGCGUCCAAGCCUCAGCCUUACGAGGGGGAAACCGAGCCAAUGGUCGUCAAACCGCUUGGGAGCGAUGAAGAGCAUGGCCACGAAGUACCCGAAGUUACGGAAACUCAAGGCGAUUCCGUAGACAACGAGCUCGAUGAAAGCAAUCAUGCCACCGAAGAGUCAAAGUAAAUUGGGACACUGGCUGCUUGUUGCUAUUAAUACGACAUCCUCGCUCCAACUUGGUGUACCGUAGGUACCGGUGGAUACGAAGAAGAAGCGAUGGAAGGCACGGUUAGAAACAGAAAACUGGCAACCAGCUAUCUAUUGUUGUUUUCGUGUGACAAGAUCCAGAAACAUAUGGUACAUUAUGACAACCAAGCCCAUCGACAGGUUUUUGUCGGCCCCGUUUGUUCAGACUGUCUCGUCUCUAGGGUUUUUUAGGAAAAAGAUUCAACUGCUUGCGUCUUCAUCAGCUUCAAAGAUGAAACUUAACUAACAAUGGAACAACAGGUCCAACACAACUAAAUAAUAAUACACUGAUUGCAUGAUAGGCUU